GAGAUGGUCUUCUAAGGUACGACUGUAGACGAGGAUGUCGUCCAGGUAAAGGAGAACGUAUUCUUCAAGGAUGUCCCUGAAGAUGCGUCUGGAAGGUGGCGGGUGCAUUGGUGAGGCCGAAUGGCAUCACCGUGAACUCGUAGUGGCCGAAGCGCGAUCGGAAGGCGGUCUUCGGUCGAUCCUCUGUGGCAACGUGGAUCAGGUGGUAACCGCUACGAAGAUCGAUCUUCGUGAAGAAGCGGUUGCCUGCCAGACGGUCAAACAACUCAUCCGCGCGGGGCAUGGGAUAACUGUUCUUAACCAUGUAACAGUUAAGGCCGCGGUAGUCGAUACAGAGGCGGAGAGUUCCGUCCGCUUUGUGAGCAAAGAGGACAAGUGCACCCCAAGGGGAGUUACUGGGUUUAAUGAAACCCAGUCGAAGGAGCUCCUCAAGCUGACGCUCGAGUUCCGUCGCCUCUGGAAUCGAGAGUCGGUACGGUGCCUGAUGGUGAACACGAUAGUCAGGCACGAGCUGGAUAAAAUGCUCAACACCGCACAUCGGGGGAAUCCCGCUAACGAGUUUCUCAGUCGCCCAUUCGGCCUCUGUGCUACGGAACCGGUGAGACCAGGGAGUGCCAAGGAUAAAGUCGUACCCAAUCUCCAGCACAUCGAAGUAUGCGGAGGAAUGGUAGCGCCGAGGCGUCUGGGUACUAUCCGAUGGCUGGAUGGGGAGGGAGAAGUGGAGGUCGGGGACCGUCUGAUCGAAGAAGCGCUGCGUCUUGUUAUCUCCGAGGGUAACGGAGAUAGGAGAGCGAGACCCAGAGCGGAUUUACGAGUUGAAAAUGUUGUGAUCAUCGGAUCCGGCCCGGCGGGUUAUACUGCUGCCAUCUAUGCCGCGAGAGCAAAUUUAAAGCCGCUUGUGUUUGAAGGAUACCAGGCAGGGGGUGUCCCUGGAGGACAACUGAUGACGACAACUGAAGUCGAAAAUUUUCCAGGAUUCCCAGAGGGCAUUUCUGGUCCUGAUCUGAUGGACCGAAUGCGGCGGCAGGCGCAACGGUGGGGUGCCGAAUUAUUCACGGAGGAUGUGGAAUUUGUUGAUGUCAGGGAUCGGCCAUUUGUGAUCGGGAAUAGCGAAAGAGUGGUAAAGGCGCAUAGCAUUAUCAUUGCAACAGGCGCAACAGCAAGAAGGUUGAAUCUUCCUCGGGAGGAGGAGUUCUGGAGCAAGGGCAUCAGUGCAUGUGCAAUCUGUGAUGGCGCCAGUCCCAUUUUUAAAGGCCAAGAACUAGCAGUUGUUGGAGGGGGGGACUCCGCCACUGAGGAGGCUAUUUACUUGACGAAGUAUGCGAGGCAUGUUCAUCUGCUUGUGCGGAAGGACAAACUGCGAGCAAGCAAGGCAAUGCAGGACAGUCUGACGUGGCAUAGGAGUGAUGAACGGACUUGGCAAUUGUGCGCUGCCGACGUGGCGAUCGUGAAUUCCCUUUUGACGGUCUUGCUGGCCAAUAUCGCUGACGUGGCAUACUCCGUGGAUGUGCUGCGUUGGCCAGACUGGUGUUAUGUGCCUGAUUGAAAACGAAUCCAGCAUAGCAUACACAUGUUCCCAUACACAUGCGGAAUUGCAAGUAGACUUGGAGAGAGAAAAUCCACACCAAACCGGAUGAUGAAAUUGCACAGUGGAAGCAAAAAAUAGAAUUGAAACGAAAUCAAUUCUAAUUUACCGU
Messenger RNA from Chara braunii, 1697 nucleotides. Lineage: Eukaryota; Viridiplantae; Streptophyta; Charophyceae; Charales; Characeae. The record is from the annotation of a GenBank genome assembly.